AUGACGUACACAACCCACCGAGAUACACAGGAAACUCUUCAAACUCUGGACCGACUCGACCUCGAUACCGACAAACCGACCGAGGAGGAACUACUUAAAAAGUAUGGCGUCGACGAGGAGAAACAAUUCAAGCAUAUCGGUAUCCAUGCCGAUCUUUGGAUGAGAGUGAAACCGAAAGUAUGGGCCAUGUUUGAUGAGCCCUAUUCAUCCACACCCGCCAAAAUGGUUGCAGCCACUUCAAUUUUUUUCAUCGUCAUAUCAAUUCUCUCCUUUUGCCUGAAAACCCACUGUUUCAUGAGAGUUAGGACUGUCAAUCAUCAAUUUAACUCCUCCCACAACAUGAUAUAUUCGCAUGUUAAUGAGUCGACAACCGACCAAUCAGAGGAAGGGAUCUAUCGGUCGACCAAUCAGACGCUUGAUGACGAAAUGUCAAAUUUAAGAGAAAUCGAUUCAUUCUUGGUAGCUAGGCGGCGAAUGACCUUUAUGAUGACCCCAGUAAAUGUCAUUGACCUUAUUGCCACCCUAUCUUUUUACGCUGACCUCGUCACCAUGCACCUGGGCAGUAAAAACUGGACACUCGAAGUUUUCAGCAUUAUUAGAGUUAUGAGGCUAUUUAAGUUGACUAGACACUCACCAGGUUUGAAAAUCCUGAUUCACACGUUCAAAGCCAGUGCUCACGAACUCAGCCUCCUUGUCUUCUUCCUCGUCCUCUUCAUCGUCGUCUUCGCAUCUCUGGUCUUUUACGCCGAACGCACGCAGCCCAACAAACAAAACGAUUUCACCUCCAUACCAGUGGGCCUA
Messenger RNA from Helobdella robusta, 801 nucleotides. RefSeq lists its product as hypothetical. The transcript is spliced from 4 exons. Gene Ontology annotation, cellular component: dendrite membrane; voltage-gated potassium channel complex; neuronal cell body membrane. NCBI's taxonomy places the organism in Eukaryota, Metazoa, Annelida, Clitellata, Rhynchobdellida, Glossiphoniidae. Gene Ontology annotation, molecular function: delayed rectifier potassium channel activity. The annotation marks the transcript as partial. The record is from RefSeq and is a predicted model, not a curated record. Gene Ontology annotation, biological process: potassium ion transmembrane transport.